GUUUGCGUCGCAAAGUUUGGAAGUCGAAUGUCCCUAGAUCUCGUCAUCUGGCUGAAGCUUUUAUUUUUCUACUCAAAUACAAAUUCUGGACAUUUUAAGACCUCUUAUCAAUACACAGGAAGGAUUCAAAAAUGGAAAGUCAACUUUCUGACAAGACGAAUUGGUGGAAUAUCGUUUCUACGGCACCUUCUUUGAGCUUCAACUUUCAAUAACAUUCACCCGCCUGCACUAUUCCUCCCGAGAUUCUAACAAGUUAACAAUUUCAUAAAUGGACCCGUCGCGCUCCUUGCCUCCACCUUCCCCCAUCAUUCCAAACUUUUCUCUCCCUUCCACACCUCCCUCCACAUCGCCAUCGCCCAGCCUUGCAUCCACUGCUGUGUUCUGCUCCUUCCUCUCCCUGCUUUCCCUCCUGGGCAUCAUCGGCAACCUGUACACUCUGGGGCUCCUUCUGAGGCGCAGGAGGAGCAGGAGGAGAAGCGGAGUCGGACUAACAUGCUGCUUAAUGAGAGUACCUGCACCCUCCUGCCUUUCCAAUUCUUCCUCGCUCUCCCCCUCCUCCUCCCCGCUCUCCUCCUCUUCCUCCUCAUCCUCUCUUCACCUCCAGGUCCUGAGCCUGGCUCUAGCCGACCUGCUUUACCUGUUCACCGCCCCCUUCAUCGUCUACGACAGUCUGGCCUCCAACUGGGCCUUUGGCGAGCUGGGCUGCCGCCUCCUCUUGAGCCUGGACCUCCUCACCAUGCAUGCCUCCAUCUUCACCCUCACCGCUAUGAGUCUGGACCGCUACCGCGCCGUGGCGCACCCCCUGCACACCUCCUCCACCAACUCGUCGGGCCUUCUGCGAGUGAGCUUGGCUUGGGGGCUGGCGGUGGCAUUGAGCUUGCCCAUGAUGAUCACCCUGCACCUGGAGGAUGGGGAAAACCAGGAGGGUCAGCUGUGUGUACCCGCGUGGGACGAACAGAGCUCCAAAGCUUAUCUGAGCGUGCUCUUCUGCACAAGCAUUCUCGGUCCAGGCCUGGCUAUCGGAGCGCUCUAUGCUACUCUUGGCCGACUUUACUGGGUGUCUCAGACCCGGGCCCCGUGGGGUACGGGCACGAGUACUGCUUGCCCUGCCCGUGCUCCCAAACCCAAAGUCCUACUCCUCAUCUUGGGCAUCGUCCUGGCCUUUUGGGCUUGCUUCCUCCCUUUCUGGAUCUGGCAGCUCUUGCCUUUAUACAAGCCCGACAUGCUGAGGACUGUACCGGUGGGCACCCAAGUGACGGUGAACCGGAUCCUUACAGGGCUGACCUACGGAAACUCUUGUGUGAAUCCCUUCUUCUACACGCUGCUGACUGGGAAGCGAAGACCCAACCGCCAGACGCUGACAUCAGCGAAUCAACUCUGCCGCAAGAGCAGUCCGCUGCAGUAACCUUUCGUUGUAUCACCUGACACAAUAACGUGACCCUUCCGAAAUGGGUUUUCUCACAUAGACACUUACGAAAAAAGGUACUGUAAAUUAUUUAAUUAUUUUCAACAGACACCAAAGACCAAUGAUUCAGCUUGUUAACUGCACCAAACAAAUCACAGCACUUUGUAAAAGACUUUCCUAUAUGGUUCACAAUUAAUCAGUCUAUAAUUAUUUUUUUUUCAUUUUUUUUUCAAGUAGUGCAAAAACAACGACAUGACAAAUGACUAUGUAUUGCAUAACUCGUGGGUUUGUCUGCUGCUGGGUAAAAAUAUUGUAAAAAUGCAUCACUGUAGGUAAGUGGUUAAGAUUAUUAUUAUUAAGAUUAUUGUAGUUAAAUGAACCAAAUAAUGUCCGUAAGAAUGGCAUUUUCUCUGAUUGUUCCUUUACAGAAGGAAGACUUUGCAUGCACAAACAUUUCCAGUAAAAUAUUAAUGCACUUCUGCUCGUUUUCUGAGAAAAAAAAAAUGCCAGUAUUUUUUUCUUUGGAAGAAAUUUUCAGUUGUUGACUGGUCUCUAUCUCUGGGAUUUUUUGGAGGAAUUGUGAAUUCAGUUUUAGUGAGUCUUUUGUUUGCUUUUCUUAAACUUAAAAUAUACUUUAUAUUGCUAGAUUUGAACAUGCAAA
Messenger RNA from Syngnathoides biaculeatus (alligator pipefish), 2066 nucleotides. It is a transcript of the gene uts2r3, whose product is annotated as urotensin-2 receptor 3. Gene Ontology annotation, biological process: blood vessel diameter maintenance; regulation of blood pressure; neuropeptide signaling pathway. Lineage: Eukaryota; Metazoa; Chordata; Actinopteri; Syngnathiformes; Syngnathidae. Gene Ontology annotation, cellular component: membrane. The record is from RefSeq and is a predicted model, not a curated record. The coding region runs from base 269 to 1405 and encodes 378 amino acids. The transcript is spliced from 2 exons. Gene Ontology annotation, molecular function: urotensin II receptor activity.